Messenger RNA from Liolophura sinensis, 6413 nucleotides. RefSeq lists its product as uncharacterized. Lineage: Eukaryota; Metazoa; Mollusca; Polyplacophora; Chitonida; Chitonidae. The record is from RefSeq and is a predicted model, not a curated record.
GUUUCAAGUGAAACAUGGCGGCUGGCGGUUCCAAAACGUUUGCAGUCAACAUGGGACGUAUCAGGUCUUUUUCAAGUUUGAAAUGUCACUUGUGACACUCAGAGAAGUUGUUUUGAGAGACAACAGGCUUGAUUAUGGCAGCACCAGUUGGGGUAAAGUUAUUUUUCUUCAAGCAAAAGCGAUUUCGUCAGCCGCCCAAGAGGUACAGAAAACUUCCAGAAGAACUUCCUCAAAGUCUACGAUUUGCACAUCUGAAUCCAAAAGUAGCAGCUUUUUUAGCAAAUAAAGAAAAAGUACAACGUCAGACAGAUGAAGCAGACGGACUUGUCAAGACAAGCCUCUUACCAGAAAUUACACAAUCUUUUCAUCAUGUUAGGGGAAGAAUUGACAGUCUUCUUGAAAAUGAUGAAGAUUCCCAGCGCUAUCUCUAUGAGGAAGCACGACUUUCAGCAGCCAGUGUUCUAUCCCAGUUGGCAAAAUACAUCUACACUCUUCAAGAAAUUAGUUCAUGCAUUCCAAAGAGUUUAGAAUAUUUGCUGAUGAUGGGCUGGAAAGAAAUGACUGCUGAUAUAACCCCAGUGCCAAGAGAAUGGCAGACAGCAACAAUGAGAGAGACGUAUCCUCCAACCCAUUCCAGUGAGGAGCAUGCUGGAAGCAACGAGGAGGAGCCAACAGCUGACAGAUCGAGACAGACCUCAGAUUCUGACUUUGUGAAAAUGAAAUCGUCUAUGAAACUCAAUCCUGAUUCUGCCAAAUCAAAUGCAAAGUUCAACAGAUUAUUUCAUGAAGAUGAUGAUCCCAAAAGUUCUAGUUCUCACCGUAGAUCAGAUAAGUGUCCUACGCACAUAAGACAAAAAAUGGCAAGGCACAGUCGCUUGAAGUCCAUAUGUGAUGAAUCUCGUUCUGGAUCUGCUGUUUCUAAGUCACCAGGAUCACAAAGAGGAUCUGUAACAUCCAUAGCUGGCGAACAAACCCCAGCAGAUAAAGGUGUCCAUAAUACGUAUUCUGCAACAAUUCAGUUCCAGUUGUCUUCACAAGCUUGUAAGGAAAAAGGUUGGAUUGUUCGUCAUUCUAGCAAGGAAAAAACUUUUGAUGAACCAGAGCCAUUUCUGGAAUUGGCUGUUCAGAUUUUACAAUCAGCCAUGAGAAGAGCGAAGCAGGAAGCUGAAAAUGUAGAUCCCAAAUUAGAGCACCCCCAUAAAGUGAAGUACUAUAAGGAUACUAAUCAAGGCCAUCUGACUAAGUUCAACAGAUUCAGAUCUCUUAGUCAAGGACAAAGUCUGAAGCCUGUAAUACCAGAGGCAUGGAAUGAUGCAGGGAGGAAACUCAUGCAAGUAACAGUAAAUGAUGGGACCACAACAAUAUUCUAUCCUUCUGGUCAUCCAGCAAUACUGAGUUCUCAGGCAGGGCCUGGAAAACCUGGAUAUUACACCCUUGUGUAUGGAGAUGUUCCUGGUGGGAAGCUCAUGGCCUGUUUCACUCCUUCAGGAAUAGGUGUUUGCAUGCAUAACAACGGAAACGUAAGAUUACAAAUCACCAAAAAGGGAGGACUCACUGCUGAUCCUUCUGGCAAAAUCUUGAAGAAAUGGAAAUGGCCAGUGAGUGGGAUGAAGUUACCAUCCACAAUUUCUCUUCAGAUGUCGUCUUGUCUGAACUUGCGUGUUCAAAGUCAGUCUCAAAUUUUCCUGUUAUUUGUCUGCAACAAGGAGACAAUUAAAUUUAUGCUAGGCCCUGUUCCUGGAGCUGUACCGCUCAAGCCUGGUGACGAGGAAGAACUCCUGACAAGUUUUUCAUUCAGUUCAAACUCUGCAAACGAGCUGAACCAGUCCUUUACUUCAAAGAAACAACUCAAUAAGUCAAAGAAGAAAAAGGAUAAAAUGAAAGCGUACAUUGCUGAAGCUCAAAAGCUGUUAGAUGAUCGAGAUGAGUCCGAUCCUGAUGGGGAAAGAGACCUCGGGCGACUUCAGCGUAAAGCUAGGUUGCUGGUUGACAAUUGGAUGGAGCACUACCGAAUAUAUGUAGGCCUUAGUACUGGUAGCCUAAAAUACAUGAAGGAUAUGAUAUAUAUCCGCUUACGCGACAUCCAGUCAGCCAAGCCUUCCAAGACUAAAGUGGUACCCGAGGAAAGUGAAACUACAGAAGUAGAUAUUGAAUCUCCAGACCCUCUAGCCAAACUCCGGGCACCAUCAGCUCCAGCUGGUUCUGAAGUGACAGAUCGCCUGUUGAACCGGGCACGCACAGCUAGUAGCCACCGCUUGUCUGCUGAUGAUAAGGACAUUGAUGAGACAGACAGCAAAAUCAAGAAAGAAACCACGCAUGGAAGUGCCAAACGGAGUCCAGUACAUAGCGCAGGAAAGCAGCGCCCUCUUUCUGGAGGAUUGCAGUCCAUUGUCAGCCACACAGCACCGUUGUCUCCCCGGGGUGGUGCUGUGGCCAGUAUGUAUAGCGGUCCGGCACAGUGCCCUAUUUCUCUUCGCGCAGAGAUGCUCGGCUAUGAGAGGCCCCCCUGCCGCUGUAGUCGUCAUCAUAUUCCCUACAUCUCAGAUCUUGAGUUCGACAACUUCCUCAAGAAUGAAGCAUCCAUGAACCAAAUGAUCAUUGUGGCUAUUGUAUCCACUCUUUAUCCGGAUGCUACACCAGCUGAGGCAAUGAUAGAAAAAAUCCACGCAAAUCAAAACAAAAAUAGAACCAGACCCUGUGCGGCAGCCCGUUUUGAUGCAUUCAGAAUAUUGCGAUACGAUGUUGCAACUGCUGCAUUUGAGUCUGACCAUACCCAACCUAUGCUCUUAGCCCGUCACAAUGUUGUUCCAGGCAUGUUUCUGAUAUAUCACAAUGGAAACUUGGUGUUUUGUGAUCAUAUUUUCAAUGGAUAUGGUAAUGCCAAAAAGGAUUUCCGGAAGCAGAUCAUGAAGUGUAGAGCAGACGCUAUUCAUCAUCGCUUCUUGCCAAAAGAUUUCCACUUCAGUCCCAGCCAUGGUCGUGUGGGCCCCAGAUCAGCAUGGGGAGGGCAAAUGGGAGGAGCUGGCGUGGAUCACCAUGGAAACCCAGGAAUGAGUCGGGAUCUGCCAAGUUCAGCUCCCAGACCAGUCUCUGCCUCCACGUCCAGCACGGAGCACUACCUCCAGUCAGUACCCUCAGCCAUUACCAGAGGUGUGGAAGUAACUGAAAACAAGCAGCCAGUCAGUAUUGGUACUAAUCCAUCCCAAGCAGGCGAUUUGAGAACUCAUUCCCAGCUGGAGUCUCAGAGUGCAAGCAUGGCCCACUCAGCAGAGAGAAUCAACACCUAAGGUGUACAGGUUUAGCAAACAGAUCAUGUGGUGGAGAUUUCCCAAUGUUGGGUUGAAAGUCUUACACAUUUGUGUUACCUUUGCUGUGUAGUCUGCGUCAAGUAGAUAAUACUUGGACUGUUGAUCUUAAUGUGGUGGUAAAUUCAACUUGCCUCAUUGUCUUUCUCAGUGUUGUGCAAUGUGUGCAUGGUUAUUGUAGUUGAUGACUUCUCGUGGUUGUGGCAGGCUUUUAAACUUGUAAUUGUCAAGUCGGAGACUGCCUUGUUGUAGGGUGCUUUUAUGAUACACUUAUUGUCCUUUAUUAUUAUAGCAACUUCUAUCAUUACCUACAUAUUGCCAAAAAAUUAUCACCCGUGUCUUUCUGAAGGUACAGUAUAAGCCCAUAUAGCAAUUUAAGUGUGCAUGACAGAUCUAGAUCUUAGUGGGGGAAGCCAAAGCAUGUCUUCCUGUGUUAAGGCCGUGGAGCCUUCAAUAUUAAUGCAUAAUUAAGCAAAUUUCUUGAGGUUUUUAUGAAACUUUAAAGUUUACUUUGACUCCAGUAAACAGUUUCAAUUUAGAAGACACCAAACUAGAACAGCACUAAAGACUGAUGUGUUGCCAAAAUCUGAAAUGUUAUAGCAGAAGCUUAAAUUUCCAUGUGCUAUUGUUUGUCUACCACAAAACCUGUGUUUAGCAUGCACACUCAAAGCUGCGGGGUCAUUGGAUAAGACUGGGUGGACUAAUACUAGAAGUGUCAGGACGCACCUUAUAUCAAGUGUGUGGUUCCAGAAUUUCCUGUUGUCAAAAUUGUGAGCCCUGUUCAUGUUUGUGAGCUGUUCUGAUUAUUGCAUUGUUGAAUUGCAGGUAAAGCUAACUGAUACAUACCAUAAUAUUAUUUUGUUUAAGGUAAUAAGAUGCUAACCAUAUGUUUCAAAAUUCACUGUUGCACAGUCACCAUGUAUAGGAAAGGAUUUAUCAGGUUGCCAGCAAUGUCCUCAGCGGGCUCUUUAAGGUAAUUUAUUGGUAAACAAUGAUUCUGCCUUAUUUUCUUCACACUUGAUGUAUGCAUAAUUUUCAGCAGAUAUUUUGUAAAUGUUAAAUGGGAAACAAAGUAUAUAUUUCGUAUUUCAUAAUGACUAAGUUCUGAAAUUAGAGAAGUAGGGAAGUUUUGAUUACAUUUUAGACAUUUGUAUGCCAAUUGAAAUAUAAUUUUCUCCAUGUGCCUUGCAUAAAUAUUCUCUCAUUAUCUUUGCUUGAGAAAAGGAGUGUGCAUGUGCCAGUAUUGCAAGUAUUCUCACACUUAGAUUUACUAAGGCACAAUAUGAGCUGUAUGUACAUGUACUUGACUGCUGUUGCAUACAUUUUGUUAUAACUGCGUUUCAUAUAGUGCAGCAUAUACUUAUGACAUAAGAAUAUUUAAAUGCCAGUCAAGACAAUAUGCUUGUAAGAAUACAUGUUUAUACAUGUAUCAUACAAUUUAAGAAAUAUGUCUAUUUUGCUAGGUUUAAAGGCUUUCCACUCUUAUAUACACAUAUAUAUUGUUUACUCAUGCUGCUGAUACGUAUUACAUAUACUAUUUGUUUUUUGUUCCACUAAAGUAUAUUUAGUGCUUAUUUCAUAAAAAUUUCACUGAUGAUGUAACCCAGAAUGGCUACUGAUAAAAUGUUAUGUGUGCGCAGAAGCAUUCAUUGCUAAAGUAAACCACAUAUUUACAUAAACUGCUUGUGACCAAUUGGGUGUAGCUGCAAAUUGCUUGUACUGCAGAUGUAAAACAGCCAUGUGUAACACCUAUGUUAAACAUGCUUGCUGUUAUUGAUGUCACGUGAUGGCGAGGGUUUAUAGCCAAGGGGAACUGGCAUGUUGUGCCAGGAGUUGUUCAGAGACAAAUCACAUUUGUUACACCGCUGCGGACACAUUUAAAUAAAAAUGUUUGUAUUUUACAUGUACCAUGAUAUUAUUAACAAACUAGAAGUAAAUAAAAAAUGUUAAUGAAGCCUAUUUCCUGUGGCUGUCUUCCACAGUGGAAAUCAAUGACCUGAGCUGGAUGCAAUGUGAUGGCCAGUUGUUCAAAGGGUUUUAAAUAAACAAAUAUUAAAAGUCUGGUUGUAUUCUCAGUACCAGUCUCAUUUUAUUACACAAUCUAUAGGAUUUUGACCCAGACAGAAGUUAAUAAAGUUGCAUAAAUAUUAAUACACUUGAACAACUGUGCUCAGAUGCUUGAGUACUGUGUGAAAUCAAUGGCAGACAUCAUCACUCUUAUUGUAAAAGCUAUUUUAAGUCAUAUUUAUAUAAGAAUGUAGUUAAAUGAUGCAAUGUAGUGGUAAUACAUUUUUGUUUGUUGGUGAAAGAGAUGUGUUAAUUUCAUGAAUUGCAAAAGUUCAUUGCUGAGGUGUACUUUAUUUAUCUACUAUUUAAUAAUAUAUGUAUAUUUGCACUGUUUACUGAUGACAGGCUGCUGAGUAAUGCUGAUUUUAAUGCUGCUGAUUAAAACUGUUGUAGUCUGAAGGUGCAUAAGUGAUUACUGCUGUGAGGAAGCAUUACAUAUAGGUGAACUGGAUUGUGCUUUGGCUAGCCGAUCCAUAAUACUAGACUCUACUACACCUGCCUUGAAACCACUCCUUUUCACUGUGAAAGGUGUUAUUGUUGGAAAUAUGUACAGAAUUAGUGUGUUAAACACUUUUGCCUUUAUGCAGCUGUGAGCAGUGUGUGCGACUCAAUAUUGUUAUGAAUGUCACUACGACAGCAUUCUUGUAAUAAAAUGCCAAUUUAUGCAUGUACUCAUUCUGCAUGUGCUUCUGCAUAGGGUAAAUCAAUGUUGAUGUGUCUUGCCAUAUUUAUUGUUGAGCAUUGGCAAUAGAAGAGCUUCAGUAUGGCUUAAGCUAGAAUACUAAGCAUGUUCAUUGGGAACCUUAGGCCACACCGUACAAGCACUUUUUUCCAUUUAAACAUGCAGCCGGCGUCGGGGGGGCCUUUAAUGUGCAGUGGUCUACUAGUCCAAAUUCCAGUACAAAGGUUUCUUAAAGUAAAUCCAGGUCUAUUCAUUCCGGAAUAUGUGAGACUUUUUACCAUUGUUGUGCAGUAUUACUGCAACAGGAACGCAAUGCCCAGACACUGUGUUAUUUAUUUCCUUAUGAAUAGAGAAUAUUC